GUAGCAGUGGCAGCUCUUCCCUGGCAUAACCUGGUCGGUUUCAAGGGCGGCUCUCUUCCUUCUCACCCUCCAAAGCAGCAGGACGACUGUCUCGCACAGAGUAUACCUUUGCCCUGCUGUCCUCAACAGGGAGGCUCACAACUCACAACGAGGGGAGCGUAUAUAGGAAAAAACCUCGACGACGAUCGACGAAACAAAGAUGCGUGCGUGCGAGCGGAACCUCCGCAGUCACAUCUCUCUCCCUCUCUCUUGCUUUUCGGAGAGAAAGCUAUAACUAUUAUUACCCAGAAGAGCACGUCGACGUUGUUUUUUUCUCCCGAUAUCUAACGCGCGCACCACACACAAUCACUUCACGGCAAGUAACGACACUAUGCACUUUUCCUUUCUUCUAAUGCUCUUGCUGACUGAGGCCUGCUACUCUGCUGUUGCUGCAGAACGAGAAAGAAAGUGCAGCAGUAGAAAAGCACACGCGCGCCUCGUGGAGGCACGGAAACGAAAGGCGAGGGGCAAGGAAGGAAGGGAGACCGAAUCCGAAUAAAAAAUGCACGCAACGCGCGGUCGGAGAGGGACGGAGGUAGGAACAACACACAGUGCGAUAUUCGUUCAGUGCAGCAUAGCUACCAGAUACCAGUCACUGUUUCUGACUACUUUUGGGGAUCGCCUGCACUACUUUGUCCGUUAGCUCUGUGUCUCUUUUGGCCAAGAGAAGCGAUUAGCAUUAGCGAAGAGGUUUUUCCUCGCAGUCUGCGCGUGUAUACGCGGAAUCCGACCGUCAGGGGGCUCGGCUGUCGCGAUCAGCUGAUUUGCCAGUGGCAGGGCCGCACGCGCAUCGUGUCCCACGCAGCUGCGAGAUUCGCCGUUUUAGGCUCGAGUCUCGACCGCGUGUUCUCUGUCCCUUUUCUACCGCCGGUGAAUCUCGCUUGUUGUUACGCUAUAGCUGUCUCUUUUCACUCUGUGCUGAAGCGUGUACUUGGCAUGUACUAGCGCAAGGCUUGCAAGAGAGAGAGAGAGAGAGAGGUGCAGGCUUGCAGGCAAAUCGACCGCUUCGCUCGAUGCAGCGUGUGCACACAACACGUGUCAGUCGUUUUUCUUGUUAUAUAUCAUAUUAUCUUAGUUCUUAUGUUUUUACUCGAGUUCUGAGAGAAAAAGUGUGACAAAUAUUGGUUUAAGUCGCGUGCUUUUUACUCCGAGUAACUGUGGAUUGCUGUGUGUGCUAAAACAGUGGUUUCAUGAAAGUGUUAAUACAUACAUUAAAUAACAAUGGCAAAUGCACCAAAAGCUCUACCCCAAAAAAAGUUCUAUCGACAAAGAGCUCACUCCAAUCCUAUAGCAGAUCACUGCAUUGAAUAUCCUGUAAAGCCUGAUGCAAUGGAUUGGAGUACGUUGUAUUCAGACUUUGUUGAUAAAUCUGAUACAAGCAGUGAUAUUAAGAAAUUAAGCAAACCUGUAGAAUUUGCCGAUGUUGGCUGUGGCUACGGUGGACUGCUUGUUACAUUGUCACCCAUGUUUCCGGAUAAUUUAAUUGUUGGAAUGGAAAUAAGAGUAAAAGUUUCUGAUUAUGUUAUGGAUAGAAUAGAAGCUCUAAGAUCUCAACACCCUGGCCAAUAUGGAAACAUUGCUUGUGUUAGAACUAAUGCAAUGAAAUAUUUGCCCAACUAUUUCCAUAAAGGUCAAUUGAAAAAAAUGUUUUUCUUGUACCCUGAUCCACAUUUUAAGAAAGCUAAACACAAGUGGCGUAUUAUUAACAAAUGUCUUUUAGCAGAAUACGCGUAUAUUUUAGCUGAAAAUGCUAUUGUUUACACUAUGACUGAUGUCAAAGAUUUACACGAAUGGAUGGUGCAACAUUUGACAGAACAUCCUUUGUUUGAACGUAUUCCAGAAGAAGAAUUGAUUACAGAUCCUAUUGUUGAGAAAUUGUAUGAAAGUACUGAGGAAGGUCAAAAGGUUACCAGGAACAAGGGUGACAAAUUUUUAGCAGUAUUUCGACGAAUCCCUGAUCCUUAUGUGACAAACAAUAAUAGAUAAUAAACUUUUUAUAUUUCA
Molecule: messenger RNA, 2043 nt
Organism: Nasonia vitripennis (jewel wasp)
Lineage: Eukaryota; Metazoa; Arthropoda; Insecta; Hymenoptera; Pteromalidae
Product: tRNA (guanine-N(7)-)-methyltransferase
Exons: 6
Coding region: 1261-2025 (254 amino acids)
Biological process (GO): RNA (guanine-N7)-methylation; tRNA methylation
Cellular component (GO): tRNA methyltransferase complex
Molecular function (GO): tRNA (guanine(46)-N7)-methyltransferase activity
Source: RefSeq, a predicted model, not a curated record